AUGGCUGUGAACUAUAUUCCAAGCAUUCCGAAACUAAAAGGACGCGAAAAUUAUGAUGAGUGGAGUUUUGCUGUCGAGAAUCUGUUGGUGCUAGACAACCUCGUGAACUACAUAAAGUCGGAGCCAGAGGCUAAUUUCCAGGCAAACGCAUCAGACGACGCAAAAACCAAGGCGAAGCUAGUUUUAACCAUUGAUCCUGGAUUGUACGUGCAUAUAAAGGAAACAAAAACAUCUUUGGAGUUAUGGACAAAACUGAGAAGCAUGUUCGAUGACUCAGGUUUUUCCCGUAAAAUAACCCUACUCAGACAUUUAAUCUCGUUACGGCAAGAAAAUUGUGAUUCUAUGACUUCAUACGUUACGCAAUUGGUCGAAACAGCUCAGAGAUUAAAAAACACAGGAUUUACAAUCACGGAAGAAUGGGUGGGAUCAUUAUUACUAGCAGGUUUGCCAGAAAAAUUCUCGCCGAUGAUUAUGGCCAUCGAGCAUUCGGGACUGCAGAUUACCACCGAUGCGAUAAAGUCGAAGUUGAUUGAUAUGGAGGUUUCAAAGAAUGAUGUGGAUUCCAGCGGCGCAGCAUUCGCUGCAAACAAUUUCAAAAAACAGAAAUUUAAAAAUGGCGCGAUGUCAUCCAGCAGAGUGACAGUAUUUUCUGAGAUACGCCACUUGGUGUUAGUGGCGACGAAGUAUGCAACAGGUGGAAUCUGCGACAGAGACUUGUUUUCAGCCAGUCACAAAUGCUCAAAUGCUCAAGCACUGUUUGGUUUUACGUUAGGAGAGUCUAAGUAG
Messenger RNA from Acanthoscelides obtectus, 786 nucleotides. Lineage: Eukaryota; Metazoa; Arthropoda; Insecta; Coleoptera; Chrysomelidae. The record is from the annotation of a GenBank genome assembly.